Coregonus sp. 'balchen' is the source of this 33153-nucleotide messenger RNA. The record is from the annotation of a GenBank genome assembly. NCBI's taxonomy places the organism in Eukaryota, Metazoa, Chordata, Actinopteri, Salmoniformes, Salmonidae.
AUGACGACGUGACACACCCUUUCACAACCGUCUCCAGUUAGUAACAACAAACAAUCUCCAUCCAUGUAGUACUUUGUGUAAGUCAGUUUCAAACUAUACCAGAUACUGUUUUAGAAUGAGAUACUGUACAAAGAUGCAUGAUGGGGUCCAAUGGCAGCAUGGCCAUAAGAGCUAGUGAUGUUCAGUCUCUGAUUCUGCAGCUUCCUCUUUGUCUUCUGAAGAGUUCUACUACUAGGCCUACUAAUGUAUGUAAAUGGGAUGGAGGUAGUGUAUUUUCUUUCUUUUCGUUAAUGAAACUACUUAGUCAUCCCCUCUCCCUAAUGCAGGUCUGUAGGCCAGUCUUCUUAGCCCUCAGGCUCAACAAACUGCUGCAGUCAGCACUCGGGGAAGGGCUGUGUGUGUUUGGAUGGUGGCCGUGGUUCUUUGUAUUACCAUGUUUCAAAUGAAAGUAUGGGUGAUCAAAUAACUGUGUCUGUGUGGCGUCUUUGUUUUCUGUUUGUGUGUUGUUUAGGGUUAAGGUUAGAAUUAGUGUUAGGGUUAGAAUUAGGUUUAAGGUUAGAAUUAGUGCUUAAGGGUUUAGGAAUUGGUUUAGGGUUAGGUUAGAUAAAUUGAGUAGAUUAGGGUUAGAAGGGAGGUUAGUGUUUGGAUGGUUUAAGGUUUAGAAUUAGUGUAAGGGUUAGAAUAGGUUUAGGGUUAAAGGUAGAAUUAGUGUUAGGGUAUUGGUUUAGGUUUAGUGAAUUAGUGUAGGGUUUAAAUCGGUUAGAGUUAAAUUAGUGAAUAUGUUAGGGUUAGAAUUAGGUUUAAGGUUAGAAUUAGUGUUAGGGUUAGAAUUAGGUUUAGGGUUAAGGAGAAUUAGUGUUAGGGUUAGAAUUAGGUUAGGGUUAAGGUUAGAAUUAGUGUUAGGGUUAGAAUUAGGUUUAGGUUUAAGGUUAGAAUUAGUGUAAGGGUUAGAAUUAGGUUUAGGGUUAAGGUUAGAAUAGUGUUAGGGUUAGAAUUAGGGUUAAGGUUAGAAUUAGUGUUAGGGUUAGAAUUAGGUUUAAGGUUAGAAUUAGUGUUAGGGUUAGAAUUAGGUUUAGGUUUAAGGUUAGAAUUAGUGUAAGGGUUAGAAUUAGAUUUAGGGUUAAGGUUAGAAUUAUUGUUAGAAUUAGGUUUAAGGUUAGAAUUAGUAUUAGGGUUAGGAGCUAGGGUUAGUUUUAGUGUUAAGGUUUUCAGUUUAAGGUUAGGGUUAAGGUUAGGGAAAAUAGGAUUUUGAAUGGGACUGAAUUGUGCGUCCCCACAAGUUUAGUUGUACUAGACUGUGUGUGUGUGAGGGCACGUGUGAAUUGAUGAGUGUGUGCAGCUGCUCAUAUGGAAAGAACAUGGGAGAGAGAUUCUGGUGUGGUCUCAGAGGGGUUCUUAUCUCUGUAGGUGGGAGUUUCUGUGUGUGUGUGGGCGGUGGGGGGGAUUACCUCCUGAGGGGGGUUAGGAGGUUAGUUGGGGAGAUGCACUACUGUUUUCGUUUGGUCAUGGAUUUUACCAGAUUAAAAAUAUUUGUUGCCUUUACCAGAUUAAAAUGAUUAGCUAAGUCUGCACUCCACAUUAUCUAGUUCAGUUCAAGUUCUUCAUCAAUUUUUUUUAGGCUCAUCCUCAGCAGUAGCUGGUUGGAAUGCUCCCAAAUGUGUUUUAUAUGACAAAGUACCAACAUUUUACCCUGAUGGUGUGGCCAUAAACUUGAAUUGACCAUACCUCUUCUGUAUUUGUAUAAUGACAUUAUUUUAACCCCUAGUUGACAGUGUGUCUCUCCUGUAUUGGUAUGGAACAACGUUUUAAACCUUUAUCCAUAGAUUGACCAUCAUGACCACUGUUUUAACCCCUCGUUGACCUCGUGUCUCUCUUCUCUCCUGUGUUUGAAGGAUCCGUCCCCAGAUGGCGAAUGAGAAGAUUGAGGGCUGUCACGUGUGUACGCUGGUCACGCCUGGGGAGCCCCAGGUGUUGCUGGGUAAAGACAAGGCCUUCACAUACGACUUUGUGUUCGACAUCGACUCAGCCCAGCAGCAGAUCUAUGCUGCCUGCGUCCACAAACUCAUCGAGGGCUGUUUCGACGGAUACAACGCUACAGUGUUUGCCUACGGACAGGUACUGAGAGAGAGACACAAACAGACACACGCUCUCAGAUGUGCAUAAUACACACUGGCCUCUUUACACUACAUUACUUUGAUGACACAUACUAGUCCCAGGAAAUAUACUUUUGUAGUGUAAAGAGACGGAUCUAGAUUCAAAUCUUUCUUUGAGAGAUGGUACCUUAAUACCAGUAGACAUCAUUUUGCUCUGUUAGCCUAAUUGAAAACGAAAGGCUUUUAAAAUAUCCACACAUUUGUGAAUUGUUGCAUUAAUCAAGUGUGCAACAUUAUGUGCAAUAUGGUUUAGAUGAGAAGCUCCUGUAUAGUUUGAAUUACUAUCCUUAUUUUGUUUGUCUAUAUACUAUGGUAUUUACGGUAUGCUAAUAUCUGCUCACACACGAAGCAGGAAUGUGGCUUUAGUCACACCACAUCCAAGGCUAAAGUAAGGAUCGUGUAAAAAGAAAAGUUGUAAAUCUGAUGUUGAAGAGAGAUAGAUCUUACUACACACACACACACACACUGCUGAGAGCGGCUAUUUCAAAGAAAGGUCUGUAACUUACUAUACUUAGUUGAAUGCACUGACUGUAAGUGACCAAAAUGUAAUUGUGAUGUGUGUGUGUGUGUGUGUGUGUUAUAAAUAAUGUAUGUGUUAUAAAUAAUAUGUGUGCCUCUCUCUCUGUUUCAGACGGGCUCGGGGAAGACCCAUACCAUGGGGACAGGGUUUGAUGUGAACGUGCAGGAGAAGGACCAGGGUAUCAUACCGCGGGCUGUUCAUCAGCUGUUCCUGGGCAUCCAGGAGAGAAAGAUCCAGGCCCAGCAGCAGGGCACACAUCCUCCAGAGUUUAAAGUCAGUGCACAGUUCCUAGAGGUAAGAACGCACACACAUACAGUAUGCAGGCACCCUCAAACACACGCAGUAGCAGCAGUAGACCCUAGAGUGGGAUACUGUAUCAUGCACACACAGACACACACACACACACACACUUGGGCCACCCAUCCAGCUCACUGUGAAGAAUGGCAGAGGGGAUGAAAAGCUCUCUAGAAUAAAAUAUUGUCCUCCAGGGACGCAUUGUCUAUUGUCGUUUGUCAUUCUUGCCUUUGAUUGAUUGAGUGUGUGCAUGUUUGUGUGCAUGUGUGAAUUUUGUGUGUGUGAAGUAAUAUUAACUUUAACCAGAUGUGAAGGGGAUGCAGGGAUCAGCCCUGGUGAUGCUACAGGAAGUGACAUCGUGAUGAAAAACAGGAUUCUGACGACUGAUCUGAUGUUUGUCAUUAGCUGUGAUGUUACCCAGAAUGAGAAUAUGGACAGACAGACAGAAGUUUGGGAGACAUGAGCUUAUAUGUGUCAUUGACUUUAACUGGCUGUAGCAAGAGGUGCCUGGUACACACUCAGGUGUCUGGCUUUUAGUGAAGUAAUAUUUGAUAUAUAUGUAUAUUAUAUAUGUACCUCACAUGCGACCUGUGUUAAUAUGAACAAAGUCUAUUAAAAUGUUCAUCUAACGCCAUAAAGAUUAUUUAGCAAUGUACAAGCAGGACUGUUGUUGAGUUACAUGAAUAGGCUAUUAAGAAAGGUCUGAGAAUUGUCUAUGAAAGGUAAAUAGGAUUAAUAUCAUUUUAAAUGAAUGAUUCACAUACAAGGCAUAAAGCUUAAGUUACAAGGCAAUACUGGUGAGGGAGGGAGCGAGGGAGCGAGGGAGAGAGGGAGAGAGGGAGAGGAACAAAAAAGGGAGAAAGACACAAUGAAGCUCAGGCCCUUUUAUAACCAUUUGACCAUGUUUGGAUUCAAAGUCUGAGUUGUUGACCACUAGGAUACUGUAGAAGUCAACUUCCAUUCGCAUCAUCAGACCUACGGGAUGUAAAGACAACAACACCUACUGCUUCCCAGAGGUGUGACAGAAUGGGGGAUGUGGAGAGAACAGCACCUACUGCUUCCCAGAGGUGUGACAGAAUGGGCGGUGGAGAGAACAGCACAGAUCAUUUAGCAUUCCUGAGAAGACAAAAGAACCCUUGCAUACAGCGUUGAGAGUCACUUCAGGGGCUAGGGCCCCACUACAGGCUUGUAUCUCUUAGCUCUAUGUGUGUCUGAAGCGCCAACUGUGUAUAUUGCGUGCCGGGGGGGGGGGUCAUUGUCUUGUUAUUGGUAGGCCUGUUGAAUGUAUUGUGUACGAGUAGUGUGUGUGUGUGGGGAGGGAUAAUGUUGUUAUCAUUGAGGGGUAAUAGUGUGUAUUCGUCAGCCUGUCAGUCAGGCCUAUACUCUGUUUUCUCUCUGAGGACUACAGACUACUACAGUAACAGACGACUAAUAUAACCUGCUGCAUUUACUGCUCACUUUCUGCUUAUCUCAAACUACACCUCUCUCUCCCAUCCUCUCCUUCUCUCUAUCUCUGUUUCUGUCUGUGUCUGUAUCUCUCUCUCACUUUCUCUCUGUCUCUUCAUCUCUCUUUCUCUCCCUCCCUCUCUCCCCCCCCCCCCCCCCCCUCCUGUGUGCUGAGGAGGUGACUCCUGACCUCUCAUGACCUUUAACCUUAUUGCUUCCUAAUGGUCAGAGGUUACGUGCUACAACCUUUGAUUCUUGCCCUUUCAUCGCUCACUGUCUACUGUCUCUCUGUGUGUGUGUGUUUGUAUUAGUGUGUGUUUGUAUUAAUGUCUGUGUGUGUGUGUGUGUGUAUUCCAGCUGUACAAUGAGGAGAUCCUAGAUCUGUUUGACGGAGCCAGAGACCCAGACUGUAAGAGCAGGAAGUCUAACAUUAAGAUCCAUGAGGACAGUAGCGGCUCCAUCUACACCACCGGAGUCACCUCACGACUUGUCAGCUCAGAGGAAGAGGUGUGUGUGUUAGUGUGUGUAUAUACGGUACUAACUGUGUGUGUGUGUGUGUGUGUGCUAGGGCUGGGCGAUAUGGACGAAAAAUCAUAUCUCGAUUUUUUGCAAACUUAUGGGCGAUUCACGAUAUACUGUAUAUCUUGAUUUUAAAAAAAUGUUUUCUCGAAAUAAGCUUUGUUGUACAGUUAAAGGUGAAAUACACUGCAUUUCAAACAGUCAGCAAUAACCUAAUGAAUUCAGGGCUUGUGAAAUUAUACCUAGGCUAAAUGUAAUCCUUCCACAACCAUAAGACCCACUAAUAAUGUAAUUAUUUUUAUCAAAAUAGUUUGACCUGCUUUUUUGCAAUAAUCACUGUUCUGGCUUUCAAGUCUGUCUAUGAAAAUGCCCUUUUUGUUACAAAUUUAACCAGAACCAUGCAUAAUGCACAUUCACUAAUAAUGACAAAAAUCUUGUAGUAGGCAUUAUAGAAAAUUAACACAGGUCUCAAACAAUUUCUCAAGCACAAGCCCACGUGCUAGUGAGUAGCCAGCUAAUCUUUUUAUUUCAAGUUUCUAUUUGCUAGUUAAGCAGGUAGAACAUUGAAUUAUUAUGAACACACCCUUCUGUCUGUCUCCAACUUCAAGUUUGAACAGCAUGCUAGCCUGUCCUUUUUGUUCAGAUCAAGUGAAAUCAAGUGGUGUACCUUAUUUCUCAGAAUGAGAACGAGUUGUCAAUUCCUUAUAUAAUUGUGUUUUAUGCUUAUUGUACAUUUAUAAACACAGACUAGACAGCUAGUAUAACAUCCUUUGGCUUAAAUGCUGUUAGCGGUAUAUGGUACCGCAGAGCCGCGUGCGACAAACUGAGCAUACAUUUUCCAGAAUCAAUGUUCAUUGAUACUCCCAUUUUAGUAGUGUCUUCUCUGCGCGCAAUUUGAGGAGUUGAGACAUAAAAAGGGUAUCAUUAGAAAGGUUAACUUCUCCUCUAUUACAGUAAAAUUCUUUCUCAAUGUGUUUUGGUGUCCAUAUGACCGAUUCUGUUGGACCAAAGUUAAAAUGCAAAUAGCGAGUUGAAACUGCUUGUCAGAGAGGAAAAAGCGAUUUCUCAUCUUUGUUGUUGCGAGUGGCAGGGGGAGGGGCUUGGUGGUGUGUGGGAGGGGCAUGGUGUGUGUGGGAGGGGCAUGGUGUGUGUGGGAGGGGCUUGGUGUGUGUGGGAGGGGCUUGGUGUGUGUGUGUGUAAAUGGGAAGGUGCACAGUCAUAGCAGAAGGAGACCAAAAAGACAACAUGAGAACAAGCGGACAUAAAUGCUCAUAAAAACUAAACAUUUAAUAAAAAUGAGGUUAUUGCAAUACAGGCAUUUGGAAAAUUGUGCUAAAACAUACAUUCAAAUUAAUCAAAUAAAUGUGAUGUAUUGCCCAGCCCUAGUGUGUACAGUACUAACAGUUUAUGUAUUACAGAUGUUACAGUGUCUGAAGCUGGGAGCGUUGUCUCGUACCACGGCCAGUACCCAGAUGAACGCAUCCAGUUCCAGAUCUCACGCCAUCUUCACCAUCAACCUCUGUCAGAUGAGAGUCUGUCAACAAACUGAGGUAGGGGGGAGGGAGGGAGAGAGGAGGGUGAGGGCGAGGGCGAGGGCGAGGGAGGGAGUUAUGGAUCAGAGAGGUGGUAGUUACAGUGCUUAUAGAAAGUCUACACCCCCUUUAACUUUUUUUUGUUCAAGCUCUGUCAAGUUCCUUGGGGAGCGUUGAUGGACAGCAAUCUUUAAGUCAUGCCACACAUCAAUCAAUCAAUCAAUUUUAUUUUAUAUAGCCCUUCAUACAUUAGCUAAUAUCUCGAAGUGCUGUACAGACACCCAGCCUAAAACCCCAAACAGCUAGUAAUGCAGGUGUAGAAGCACGGUGGCUAGGAAAAACUCCCUAGAAAGGCCAAAACCUAGGAAGAAACCUAGAGAGGAACCAGGCUAUGAGGGGUGGCCAGUCCUCUUCUGGCUGUGCCAGGUGGAGAUUAUAACAGAACCAUGCCAAGAUGUUCAAAAAUGUUCAUAAGUGACAAGCAUGGUCAAAUAAUAAUCAGGAAUAAAUCUCAGUUGGCUUUUCAUAGCCGAUCAUUAAGAGUUGAAAACAGCAGGUCUGGGACAGGUAGGGGUUCCAUAACCGCAGGCAGAACAGUUAAAACUGGAAUAGCAGCAAGGCCAGGCGGACUGGGGACAGCAAGGAGUCACCACGGCCGGUGGUCCCGACGUAUGGUCCUAGGGCUCAGGUCUCUCAGUUGGCUUUUCAUAGCCGAUCAUUAAGAGUUGAAAACAGCAGGUCUGGGACAGGUAGGGGUUUCGUAACCGCAGGCAGAACAGUUGAAACUGGAAUAGCAGCAAGGCCAGGCGGACUGGGGACAGCAAGGUGUCAGCAUGCCCGGUAGUCCUGACGUAUGGUCCUAGGGCUCAGGUUCUCAGAGAGAAAGAGAGAACGAGAGAAUUAGAGAGAGCAUACUUAAAUUCACACAGGACACUGGAUAAGACAGGAGAAGUACUCCAGGUAUAACCAACUAACCCCAGCCCCCCGACACAUAAACUACUGCAGCAUAAAUACUGGAGGCUGAGACAGGAGCGGUCCGGAGACACUGUGGCCCCAUCCGAAGACUCCUGGGCCAGACUACACUCAAUCAUAUGACCUACUGAAGAGAUAAGUCUUCAGUAAAGACUUAAAGGUUGAGACCGAGUCUGCGUCUCUCACAUGGGUAGGCAAACUGUUCCAUAAAAAUGGAGAUCUAUAGGAGAAAGCCCUGCCUCCCGCUGUUUGCUUAGAAAUUCUAGGGACAAUUAGGAGGCCUGCGUCUUGUGACCGUAGCGUACGUAUUGGUAUGUACGGCAGGACCAACUCGGAAAGAUAGGUAGGAGCAAGCCCAUGUAACGCUUUAUAGGUUAACAGUAAAACCUUGAAAUCAGCCCUUGCCUUAACAGAAAGCCAGUGUAGGGAAGCUAGCACUGGAGUAAUAUGAUCAAAUUUCUUGGUUCUAGUCAGGAUUCUAGCAGCCGUAUUUAGCACUAACUGAAGUUUAUUUAGUGCUUUAUCCGGGUAGCCGGAAAGUAGAGCAUUGCAGUAGUCUAACCUAGAAGUAACAAAUGCAUGGAUUAAUUUUUCUGCAUCAUUUUUGGACAGAACAUUUCUGAUUUUUGCAAUGUUACGUAGAUGGAAAAAAGCUGUCCUUGAAACAGUCUUGAUAUGUUCGUCAAAAGAGAGAUCAGGGUCAAGAGUAACGCCGAGGUCCUUCACAGUUUUAUUUGAGACGACUUUACAACCAUCAAGAUGAAUUGUCAGAUUUAACAGAAGAUCUCUUUGUUUCUUGGGACCUAGAACAAGCAUCUCUGUUUUGUCCGAGUUUAAAAGUAGAAAGUUUUCAGCCAUCCACAUUUGUGAUUGGAUUUAGGUCAGGGCUCUGACUGGGCCACUCAAGGACAUUUACCUUUUUAUUCAUUAGCCACUCCACUGUAGCUUUGGCCGUGUGUAUCGGGUUGUUGUCAUGCUGAAAGGUGAAAUUCUGUCCCAGUUUCAGCUUUCUUACAGAGGGCAGCAGCUUUUCCUCUAGGACUUUUCUGUACAUUGCUCCAUUAAUUUCCCCUUCUAUCCUGAUAAGUCCCUGACGAUGAGAAACAUCCCCAUAACAUGAUGCUGCCACCACCAUGCUUCACAGUAGGGAUGGUGUUCUUUGGGUGAUGUGUUGGGUUUAUGCAUUCAGCCACAUGGCUACAGAAUCAAGUUUUUUUUUGUUGCAUACUUCAAAUGGGAUUCCAGGUGGGCUUUCUUGAGUAAUGGCUUCCUUCUUGCCACCCUACCAUACAAGCAGAAUGUGUGGAGUGUUUGGGAUAUUGUUGUCACAUGCACACUUUGACCAGCCUUAGCCUUAAAAGCCUGUCUCUCUUUCAAAGUUGCCAUUGGACUCUUGGUAGCCUCUCCGAUCUGUCUCCUACUUGCUCGGUCAUCCAGUUUGGAGGGACGGCCUGAUCUAGGCAGGAUAUUUGUGGUGCCGUACACCUUCCACUUCUUAACAAUCGUCUUGACCGUGCUCUAAGGGAUAUUCAAGGCCUUUGAAAUCUUUUUAUACCCAUCCCCUGAUCUGUGCUUGGUCCCGGAGUUCUUUUGAAAGCUCCUUGGUGCUCAUGGUUGAGUGUUUGCUUUGCAAUUCACUACAUUUUACAUUUGAGUCAUUUAGCAGACGCUCUUAUCCAGAGCGACUUACAGUUAGUGAGUGCAUACAUUUUUUUUCAUACUGGCCCCCCGUGGGAAUCGAACCCACAACCCUGGCGUUGCAAGCGCCAUGCUCUACCAACUGAGCUACACGCGGCCAGGAGAGGGAACCUACAGGAACUGCUGAAUUUAUCCUGAAAUCAUGUGAAUCACUACAAUUUCACAGGUGGAGGCCAAUUAACUUGGUGUGUGAUUUUGAAGGUGAUUGGUUACACCCAAGCUAAUUUAUGAUUGCUAUUACAAGGGGGGGGUGGACACUUAUCCAACAAAGAUAUUUCUGUUUUUAUUUUCUGAAGAAAAUCUGGAAUAUGUUUUUUCACUUGGAAGUUGUGGAGUAGGAUGUGUAGGUCAAUGGGGGAAAAAAUGAUUUUAAUGAAUUGUAUUUCCAGGCUACGGCAACAAAAGGUGAACAUUUUUAAAGGUAGUGUAGACUUUCUACAGGCACUGUAGAUGUAUUGACUGAGGGAGGGACGGAAAGAGAAUAAAUAAAGGUAGAGGAAAGAAGGAAAAGAGGAGUGAAAAGGAGAAAGAUUAACGUAUCAGAGUGACAAGUAAAGUAAUAACAGUAAUACAAAGAAUGAAAAAGUUUGAAUAAAGUGGUAAUAAAACACGAAAAGUUUGUUGAUAAUUGUUUACUAAUUGUUGUCUCUCUAUCCCCUCUCUCUCUCUCUCUCCAGGAGAAUGGUGAGGUGAAUGGAGGUGUGAAUGGAGGUGUGAUUGGGGAGGUGAACGGAGAGGUGAAUGGUGUUGGUGGAGAUGGAGGGUCUAUUACCAAGCCUGAGUAUGAGACUCUGAUGGCCAAGUUUCACUUUGUGGACCUAGCUGGAUCAGAGAGACUCAAACGCACCGGAGCAACUGGAGAAAGGGCACGGGAGGGCAUAUCCAUCAACUGUGGACUGGUGAGGAGUGUGUGUGUGCGUGUGUGUGUGUUAAGAAAUAAUACCCCCCCCCUUCCCGGCACACCCUAAUUUUCUGUAAACAAAUCCACGCACAAAGAUACAAUUCAGUGCGUGGUAAAUUUACUGUUGAUGAAAAAAUAAACGUCAUUAUAAAGCCAUGUGGCAUUGGCUACAGUUGAGCAGAGGCGUUUUUAGGAUUUCCAUUCCAUUUUUUAUUUUUUAUACCAUACAAAUGACCGAAAUGAGUGGCUACUCUGACACUGAAAAACUGAGAUCAAUAAAAACAAUCUGGUCUUGACAGGGCUGUUUCGCUAGCACAGACUGGAAUAUGCUCCGGGACUCAUCGAAUGGCAUUGAGGAGUUUACCACAUCUUCAUUAAUAAGUGCAUCGAUGACGUCAUCCCCACAGUGACCGUACGUACAUAUCCCAACCAGAAGCCAUUGAUUACAGGCAACAUCCGCACUGAGCUAAAGGCUAGAGCUGCCACUUUCAAGGAGCGUGACACUAACCCGCUUAUAAGAAAUCCCGCUAUGCCCUCCAACGAAUAAUCAAACAGGCAAUUAUACUAUACCGGCUCUGACUCUCGUCGGAUGUGGCAGGGCUUGCAAACUAUCACGGAUUAUAAAGGAAGCCCAGCCGCGAGCUGCUCAGUGACUCGAGCCAGAUGAGCUAAAUGCCUUCUAUGCUCGCUUCAAGGCAAGCAACACUGAACAAUGCGUGAGAGCACCAGCUGUUCUGGACGACUGUGUGAUCACGCUCUCCGUAUGUCACGAUCGUCGGGUACAGAGGACCAAGGCGCAGCGUGAAAGGUGAACAUAUUUAUUAAAUAAUGAAAACACGAACAAAACAACAAACGAUAACGUGACGUCCUCGGUCUAACACAAACCACACUGGAACAAGAUCCCACAAACACUGUGGGAAAACUGGCUGCUUAAGUAUGGUUCCCAAUCAGAGACAACAAGCAACAGCUGAUACACGUUGCCUCUGAUUGAGAACCACACUUGGCCAACAUAGAAAUACAAAACUAGAACAAAAACAAAUGAAAACUCACACCCUGGCUCAACAUACUAGAGUCCCCAGAGCCAGGGCGUGACAGUACCCCCCCCCCCCAAAGGCGCGGACUCCGGCCGCGCCAACCAAACACCACAGGGGAGGGACCGGGUGGGCACUCCGCCUUGGCGGCGGAUCCGGCUCCGGGCAUGAUUCCCACUCCCUCUCCAACCCCCCAAAGUACCCCUGGUCCGGUCUGACCCUGCUGGCCGGAGCUGGACUGAACACCGGUGGAGCGGAUUGCUCUAGCUCCGGCGUGGAGCAACUGACCGGUGCCGAACCAGGCACCGGUGGAACAGGCACGGGCUGUGCCGGACUGACGACGCACACCACUGGCUUGGUGUGGGGAGCAGGAACAGGCCAAACCGGGCUGACGAUGCGCACCAUAGGCUUGGUGCGUGGAGCAGGAACAGGCCGAACCGGGCUGACGAUGCGCACCAUAGGCUUGGUGCGUGGAGCAGGAACAGGCCGGGCCGGGCUGACGAUGCGCACCAUAGGCUUGGUGCGUGGAGCAGGAACAGGCCGGGCCGGGCUGACGACGCGCACCACAGGCUCGAUGCGAGGAACAGAAACAGGCCGGACCGUACUGGGGACACACACCACUGGCCCUACGCAGGGAUCAGGAACGGGCCGGACCGGACUGGUAACACACCCCAGUACCUCUCGCCGUGCCUCUACACUUUCCCUCUCCUCUGUGACCAGUGGCCCCCUUAACCUGACGGCCUCCUCUGCAAACCCGCUGGACCGCUCUAUCGCGGCCUCCUGCUGCCCCGUCAUCCACGGCGUGAGCCCCCCCCUAAAAAUUUCUGGGGGCCUCUCCUCCCCGUGGGCCAGGCUCAGUCGAGGUUGAUGUCCUUUAGCGAUACCUCUGGCGCUGGCUCCUGGACACGCUGCUUGGUCCAGUGUUGGUGGGAUCUUCUGUCACGAUCGUCGGGUACAGAGGACCAAGGCGCAGCGUGAAAGGUGAACAUAUUUAUUAAAUAAUGAAAACACGAACAAAACAACAAACGAUAACGUGACGUCCUCGGUCUAACACAAACCACACUGGAACAAGAUCCCACAAACACUGUGGGAAAACUGGCUGCUUAAGUAUGGUUCCCAAUCAGAGACAACAAGCAACAGCUGAUACACAUUGCCUCUGAUUGAGAACCACACUUGGCCAACAUAGAAAUACAAAACUAGAACAAAAACAAAUGAAAACUCACACCCUGGCUCAACAUACUAGAGUCCCCAGAGCCAGGGCGUGACACCGUAGCUGAUGUGAGUUAGACCUUUAAACAGAUUAACAUCCACAAGGCCGCAGGGUCAGAUGGACUACCAGGAUGCAUAUUCAGAGCAUGCGCUGACCAGCUGGCAAGUGUCUUCACUGACAUUUUCAACCUCUCCCUGACCCAGUCUGUAUUAUCUACAAUUUUCAAGCAGACCACAAUAGUCCCUGUGCCUAAGACUGCCAAAGUAACCUGUCUAAAUGACUAUCGCCCCGUAGCACUCACAUCUUUAACCAUGAAAUGCUUAGAAAAGCUGGUCAUGGCUCACAUCAACACCAUCAUCCCAGACACCCUGCACCCACUCCAAUUCACAUACCGCCCCAACAGAUCCACAGAUGACGCAAUCUCUAUUGUACUCCACACUGCCCUUUCUCACUCAGACAAAAGGAACACCUACGUGAGAAUGCUGUUCCUUGACUACAGCUCAGCGUUCAACACCAUAGUGCCCCCCAAGCUCAUCACAAAGCUAAGGACCCUGGGAUUGAAGACCUUCCCCUGCAACUGGAUUCUGGACUUCCUGACGGGCCGCCCCCUGGUGAUUUAGGUAGACAACAACACAUCCGCCACGCUGACCCUCAACACGGGGGCCCCUCAGGGGCACGUGCUUAGUCCCCUCCUGUACUCCCUGUUCACCCACGACUGCUUGGCCGCGCAUGACUCCAACACCAUCAUUAAGUUCCUUGGUGUCCACAUCACUACGGAUCUAUCAUGGUCCAAACACACCAUCACAGUUGUGAAGAUGGCACAAAAACGCCUCUUCCCCCUCAGGACGCUGAAAAGAUUUGGCAUGGGACCUCAGAUCAUCAAAAAGUUCUACAGCUGCACCAAAAUAACGAAGUAUCCCUUUAAUCCAGUAAUUUUUUUGAAACUAUUGAUCCUCUGUGGCCAAAUUAUGCUCUCUGGUGUAUUUUGAACAUUGAGAGCGGGCUCCUGUGAUUGGAUAAAAAAAUAUAUAAUAAUAUUUGUUUUGCCCCAUAUGGGCCCCUUCGUUAAUCCGCCCCUGUUUGUGAGUGAGUGUAUGAUGAUGAUGUUGUGUAUGUGUUCUAACUGGUGCUGAGAAACGUGAUAAUGAUGAGUAUUUGUUCUAGCUGGCUUUGGGGAAUGUGAUCAGUGCUCUGGGGGACCAGGCUAAGAAAGGAGGACAUGUUCCCUACAGAGACUCUAAACUAACGCGCCUACUACAGGACUCACUGGGAGGAAACAGGUAACACGCACACACAAACACACACCCACACACACACUAGUAAGUCUCUAUAACAUGUCAUAUUCCUUUCCUCUCUGCCCAUACCGCUCCUCUCUCCAGUCGUACGGUGAUGAUCGCGUGUGUGAGUCCGUCGGACCGGGACUUCAUGGAGACCCUGAACACUCUGAAGUAUGCCAACAGAGCCAGGAACAUCAAGAACAAGGUGGUGGUGAACCAAGACAAGACCAGCCAACAGAUAUCUGCUCUGAGGGGCGAGAUCGCCAGGCUACAAAUGGAACUUUUGGAGUAUAAAGCGGUAAGGAGAGAAGGAGGGAUAGAAGGAGGGACAGAGGUUUGGGAUGGGGGGAGGGAGGGAUGGAUGGGGUAAGGGGGGGGGGUAGAGAGAAUGAGGGAGGGAUGGAGUCAGGGAGCAAUGGAUAGAGGGAGAGAAGAAGGGAAAUGGAUAGAGAAAGGAAGGGGGAGAGGUUGGAGGAUGGAGAAGUGGGUGGAGGGACCAAUGGAGAGAGGAAGCGAUGUAGGGACUUGGGAGAGAAAAAAGGAAGGGAUGGAAGGAUGGAAAGAAGGAAUGGAAAUAUUAUUAUUAUUAUAUAAAAAAAAAAAGAUCCAUUCCCUCAUGUUAAUCAACUUUAAUCUUUGGCCUGGAAGAUUACAGGAAGCGAGGGAUGGUUUAGAACAAUAAUGUGAUUAAGAGAGAGUUCAUGGUUAACUGAGUUAAUGGUGCGUAACCAAUGGAUGACCUUGUUGAGUUACAGGAAAGAUCCGAUCUGACGGAUCUGUGUUGGAGAGUAAUGGAGCAUGUGAUUGGUUGAAAUAGUGUUGUCUAAUUUAUGAUUGGCUGAGGUGUUGUUGACCAGUAUGUCAAGAAAUAAAAUGGAAAAUAGGAAUUUUUACGAACAAGUGAUACAAAAAUCUAUAUUCUGUUUGUUGAUUGGAUGAAAUGGCAUUGUUCUGUAUGUUCAUUGGAUGAGAUAACAUCUUCCUGUAUGUGUAUUGUCCCCCUCCCCAGGGUAAGCGUGUGGCGGGUGAAGACGGCUCAGAGGGCUUCAGUGAUCUGUUCCAAGAGAACUCUAUGUUACAGAGAGAGAACGACACGCUACGCAUGAGAGUCAAAGCCAUGCAGGAGACCAUCGACCACCUCAACACACGGGUCACCACGCUCCUCGCCAACGAGGUCAGCACGCUGCUCGCUAAGUCAGGUAAGACCGAGAGAGGCGACGCACACACUCUCCAACGGGAUUGGCUGAUUGUUGCAGAUUGUGGCUGUCUGAAAACAUUCAUAGCUAUUAAAUCAUUUUUCUCGCCUUCCUUGUUUACUCAAUUUCUACACGUCCCUCUCAAAGCUCAUUGGAGGAGAGGAUCCAAGGUCUAUCCAUCCCUUAGACCUUCUCCUCCAAUGAGCUUUGAGAGGAAUUGAGGAAACAAGGAUUUGACAGCUAAUAAGGCUUUCAGACACAGUCCAUAUCAUGUAGUUAAGAAUUGUUAACCUCUUAUGUCUCACUGUGACCUCACGGUACCUGACUGUGAACUCUGACCUUUUGACCUCUAGGUGAGGGCAAUGAGGAGAUUGGUGCUCUGAUCCAGAACUACAUCAGAGAGAUCGAGGAGCUCAGGUAAGAGUCUGUAAUGAGCUUUAGACUGAGUGGGGGGAAAGCAGUUGACUGAGUUGCAGCUCACUGUGUUUUACCGUUACUGUACUGUUCAUGGAGUUUUUAUUUUGUUGUAGUUUGAGGAACUUUCAGAUUAUGUUCUGUAUACAGUAAGAGUUAAGUUUGACAAAUGACAUCUGGUUUGUCUUCUUGUUCUCUCUACCCCCCCCCCCCCCCCCCCCCCCUCCACCCCCCUGCCCCCCAGAUCUAAGCUCCUGGAGAGCGAGUCGAUGAACGAGUGUCUUCGUCGCAGUGUAACCCGUCUCUCCUCCCGUUCCCCGUUCUCCGCCUCCUCCUCUCAUAACUCCACCCCGGGGCCACACCCCUUAGGCUCCUCCCCUUCCCUUUCCAUGGAGGCGGAGAUGACGGACGUGAUUCGUCGAGCCAAGACAGACAUCGAGAGGCUGAAGAAGAAGGAGAGGAGACAGAGGAGGAUGAGGUAAGAGGAGGAAGGGAGAGGAGAGGAGAGGAAAGGAGAGGAGAGGAGGACAGGAGGAAACUGCCAUUGACAGCAAGAAUUGAAGGGGGCAAGAGCAGGGUUGGGCACAGUCCCAUUUCUAUUCAGCGAGUGAAUGGAAUUGGAAUGGGGCCAGGAUGGUAGUGUAGUAAUGAUCGCACAGUGAUAAGCAGCUCUCAUUCUCUCAUUAACCAGUGAGAGGGAGAGGGAGAGGGGAGCAUGGACAAAGUCACAGGUUAACACAGGCUAAUUCACUUAUAAUCAGAGAUAGAGAGGGACAGAUAGAGGGAGAUCAAGAAAGGGAGAGUGAGAGGUCUCUGCUAAUAACUGAGCUCUCCAUGUUCACUUGGCAACAGUCCCAAAACAAAAUGGCUGAUUUUUUUGGAAGAGUCCCAAAUUAAAUCAGACAAAUCAAAUCAGAGGCACAUGGUGUGUAAUGAAUGGGUAAUCAAUAUUAGUAAUAGAUUCAUAUGGUAAAUAAAAAAUAAACAUUCUUAUUGGGUCACAGCUGUUAUGAGCUAUGCCUUCUCUCUCUCUACUUGUAUGUAUGUAUGUAUGUAUGUAUGUAUGUAUGUAUGUAUGUAUGUAUGUAUGUAUGUAUGUAUGUAUGUAUGUAUGUAUGUAUGUAUGUAUGUAUGUAUGUAUGUAUGUAUGUGUGUGUGUGUGUGUGUCUGUGAGUGUCCUACUCUGAUGCCUGUCAAUCUUUUCUAACUGCAGCCCAGAGAAAGAGAAAGGGUUGAAGAAACGAGUGAAGCUUCAUUCUCAUGAGAACGGACAGAACGGAGAAAACGGACAGAUGGACUCGGAUGUGAUGUCACCUCUGCAGGAGGAAGAGAGCGGGUGUGACGAGGAAGAAGAGGAGGAGGAUGAGGAGGAAGGGAGAGAUGAAGAGGAGUUUGACAGUGAUGAGAGUCUGGUGGACUCAGACUCUGACUCUGAUGAGAAAGGUUAGUGGAUGACAACAAUGACAGUGGCAGAAAUGUCUCCAUUCCAGUUCAACCUAUUGCCUUUGUGUACUGUUGCUUUGACAGGAUUGAUGGGCAUCAGCAAUAUGGUGAAAGUAACAUUUUGUCCUCUGUUUGGCUGUACGGUACUUUUACCAUAUUGCUUACCUAUCCAAUCCUUUCAGAUCUACAAGGAGUGCCUAAUUAGCAUUAGGGCUAGGAGUUAAUUUGAAAUCUGCAACUGCCCCACUCUACUAUAACAUGUCUGUCUGAGAGCCACAGUUUUCACCUUUCACCUCUUGACCCUUGACCUCUCUUUGCCCUCUGCCCUCUAUCCCCCUGCAGCUAAUUUCCAGGCGGAUCUGGCAGACCUGACGAGUGAGAUUGAGAUCAAGCAGAAGUUGAUCGAUGAGCUGGAGAACAGUCAGAAGAGACUGCUGCAGCUCAAACUACAGUAUGAAGAGAAACUCAUCCUGCUGCAGAACAAGAUCAGAGACACACAGCUGGAGAGAGAUAGAGUACUGCACAACCUCAGUGAGUAGAACUAUGAACUAUGGGUAGUGUAGGCACACAGGAUCCCCUCAGUGAGUGGAGUGACUCAUAGAUGCUGAAUAGACACACUGCUCUCUGUCUCGAAUGUACCUCUUUCAAACACACUCUCUCUCUUUCAUCUCCUCCUCUCUUCUAUCUCCCUUCCCUCUCUCCUCCUUCAGUGUCUAUGGAGAACUACACAGAGGAGAAGGCUAGUAGGAUUAAAUCAGAGUAUGAGAAGAGGCUGAAGGAGAUGAACAGAGACCUGAUGAAACUACAGGCAGCACAGAAGGAACACACUAGGCUACUGAAGAACCAAGGACGCUAUGAACAGGCACUGAAGAAACUACAGCAGGAGGUCAACGAGAUGAAGAAAGCCAAGGUAAGGAGGAGGAGAAGGGGAGAAAGAGGAGAAUGAGGUGUGGAGGGGGGGACAAGGAGGAGAAGGAGGAGCAGGGGAUGGUGCUAGCUCUAUAGGCUACAUUAAGUGCAUUUCUAUCUGCAAUAUUUCUAUCAUAUGCAAUGUUGAGACCUUGCCCAGCCCCUACCCAAUAAAUGAGACAAAGGAAACAAAGCUAGGAAACGCUGAUGUCAAGAACUUGGUCAACAUUGAGACCUUGCCUCUCAAUAAGGCUCAGGCACUGAUGGUACUCUCCAGCUAAGUGCAGUGUGUCCUCCUGUCCCCAGGUGGCGGUGAUGAAGCAGAUGAAGGAGGAGCAGCUAAAGAGGAGGAUGAUGGAAGCCAAGAGGAACAGAGAGAUCGCUCAGCUCAAGAAGGAGCAGCGACGACAGGAAGUAUGUGUGUGUGUUUCUGUGCUGAAAGAAAGUUCCUGCUUCACAUGAUAACCCCCAGUAGACUGCACCUAGGUUCUAAAGCCAUCACCCUUCUGGUUACCAGUUGAUCUCCUACUGUCUUAUCAACCGGUCUGGGAUUUGAACCAGCAACUUUUCGGCUAUUGGUCUGCUUCUCUAACCUCUAGGCUGCCCUCGGAUCUACAUUUUCAUGUAUUGUUGUUAGUGUAUGUCUCUUUCUCUCUUUCUCUGUUACCCAUUUCCAGGUUACUGACAUUGAGAAUGUAUGGUUAAUAUACAGAAUCACACAUAUAUUGACUGACCUCUCCCCCAUCAGUACCAGAUUCGUUCGUUGGAGUGUCAGAAGCGUCAGCAGGAGCUGGUCCUGAGGAGGAAGAGCCAGGAGGUGACAGCCUUACGACGGCUGGCUAAACCAAUGUCUGGACGUAUGGCUAGACGACUACAGCCCCUAGACUCUGGAGCAGAACUGUCUGCCAGCACCACCUCCUCUGAACCAGAGUCCAACCGGUAAGUAGUGCUGCUAUGCAGAGGUUGAGUCUAUUGUCUAUAGUGCUAACAUACACUGUAAAAAAAAACAGUAUGUUACUGUACCAUAUUUUACGGUAUACUGUUAAUAUUUUUAUGGUAUACUAUUUUACAGUAUACUGUUAAUAUUUUUAUGGUAUACUAUUUUACGGUAUACUGUUAAUAUUUUUAUGGUAUAAUAUUUUACGGUAUACUGUUAAUAUUUUUAUGGUAUACUAUUUUACGGUAUACUAAUACUGUUACUGUAAUUGAUUUACAGUACCAAUAAUUAUACUGUAGUCGUUUUACGGUAACAAAUACUCUUACUGUAAAGCCUUAUUUGCAUAUUUUCCAGAAUGCCUUUAGAGUGAAUUGUAGAGUUUUUUUGUAUUAUGAGAUUUGUAUGUAUUAUGGAUCCUCAUUAGCUGCUGCCAAGGCAGCAGCUACUCUUCCUGGGGUUUAUUAUGGAUCCCCAUUACUUCCUGCCAAGGCAGCAGCUACUCUUCCUGGGGUUUAUUAUGGAUCCCCAUUAGUUCCUGCCAAGGCAGGGUUAUACAAUUAAGGCAGUUUAUACAAUUUAUAAAACAUUACAAUACAUUCCCUCAGGCCCCUACUCCACCACUACCACAUAUCUACAGUACAAAAUCCAUGUGCAUCGUAUGUGUGAAUGGAUGUGUCUGUGCCUAUGUUUGUGUUGCUUCACAGUCCCCGCUGUUCCAUAAGGUGUAUUUUUAUCUGUUUUUUUUAUUGUACUGCUUGCGUCAGUUACUUGAUGUGUAAUAGAGUUCCAUGUAUUCAUGGCUCUGUUUAGUACUGUGCGCCUCCCAUAGUCUGUUCUGGACUUGGGGACUGUGAAGAGACCUCUUGUGUCUUGUGGGGUAUGCAUGGGUGUCCGAGCUGUGCACCAGUAGUUCAAACAGACAGCUUGGUGCAUUCAACAUGUCAAUACCUCUCAUAAAUACAAGUAGUGAUGAAGUCAAUCUCUCCUCCACUUUGAGCCAGGAGAGAUUGACAUGCAUAUUAUUAAUAUUAGCUCUCUGUGUACAUCUAAGGGCCAGCCGUGCUGCCUUGUUCUGAGCCAAUUACAAUUUUCCUAAGUCCCUUUUUGGGGCACCUGACCACAUGACUGAACAGUAGUCCAGGUGCGACAAAACUAGGGCCUGUAGGAUCUGCGUUGUUGAUAGUGCUGUUUAGAAGGUAGAGCAGAGCUUUAUUAUGGACAGACUUCUCCCAAUCUUAGCUACUGUUGUAUCAAUAUUUUUUGAUCAUGACAGUUUGCAAUCCAGGGUUACUCCAAGCAGUUUAGUCACUUCAACUUGCUCAAUUUCCACAUGAUUUAUUAUAAGAUUUAUUUGAGGUUUAGGGUUUAGUGAAUGAUUUGUCCCAAAUACAAUGCUUUUAGUUUUAGAAAUGUUUAGGACUUUUCCUUGCCACCCACUCUGAAACUAACUGCAGCUCUUUGUUAAGUGUUGCAGUCAUUUCAGUCGCUGUAGUAGCUGACAUGUAUAGUGUUGAGUCAUCCGCAUACAUGGACACUGGCUUUACUCAAAGCCAGUGGCAUGUCAUUAGUAAAGAUUGAAAAAAGUAAGGGGCCUAGACAGCUGCCUUGGGGAAUUCCUGAUUCUACCUGGAUUAUGUUGGAGAGGCUACCAUUAAAGAACACCCUCUGUGUUCUGUUAGAGAGGUAACUCUUUAUCCACAAUAUAGCAGGGGGUGUAAAGCCAUAACACAUACGUUUUUCCAGCAGCAGACUAUGAUCGAUAAUGUCAAACGCUACACUGAAGUCUAACAAAACAGCAUCCACAAUAUUUUUAUCAUAAAUUUCUCUCAGCCAAUCAUCAGUCAUUUGUGUAAGUGCUGUGCUUGUUGAAUGUUCCUUCCCUAUAAGCAUGCUGAAAGUUUGUUGUCAAUUUGUUUACUGUAAAAUAGCAUUGUAUCUGGUCAAACACCAUUUUUUCCAAACACUUACUAAGGGCUGGUAACAGGCUGAUUGGUCAGCUGUUUGAGCCAAUAAAGGGGGCUUUACUAUUCUUAGGUAGUGGAAUGACUUUUGCUUCCCUCCAGGCCUUGGGGCACACACUUUCUGGUAGGCUUAAAUUGAAAAUAUGGCAAAUAGGAGUGGCAAUAUCGUCCGCUAUUAUCCUCAGUAAUUUUCCAUCCAUUGUGUCAGGCCCCGGUGGCUUGUCAUUGUUGAUAGACAACAAUAAUUAUUUCACCUCUUCCACACUCGCUUUACAGAAUUAAAAUUACAAUGCUUGUCUGUCAUAAUUUGGUCAGAUAUACUUUGAUGUGUAGUGCCAGUGUUUGUUGCUGGCAUGUCAUGCCUAAGUGCGCUAAUCUUGCCAAUGGAAAAAUAAUUAAAGUAGUUGGCAAUAUCAGUUUGUUUUGUGAUGAAUGAGCCUGUAUCUGAUCCAAUGAAUGAUGGAGCUGAGUUUGCCUUGUUUCCCAAAAUGUCAUUUAAGGUGCUCCAAACUUUUUACUAUCAUUCUUUAUGUAAUUUAUCUUUGUUUGAUAGUGUGGUUUCUUCUUCUUUUAUUUAGUUUAGUCACAUGAUUUCUCAAUUUGCAAUACAGUUGCCAAUCGGUUGUGCAGCCAAAAUUACUUUCCAUUCCUUUUGCCUCAUCCCUCUCAACCAUGCAAUUUUUCAAUUCCUCAUCAAUCCAAGGGGAUUUAACAAUUUUUACAGUCAUUUUCUUAAUGGGUGCAUGCUUAUUAGUAACUGGAAUAAGCAAUUUCAUAAAUGUGUUAAGUGCAGCGUCUGUGUGCUCCUCAUUACAUACCAUGGACCAACAAAUAUUAUUUACAUCAACAACAUAGGAAUCCCUACAAAACGUAUUGUAUGACCUCUUGUACACGAUAUUAGGCCCAGCCUUUGGAACUUUGGUUUUCCUAGAUAUGGCUACUAUAUUGUGAUCUCUACAUCCGAUGGAUCUGGAUACUGCUUUCAAGCAAAUUUCUGCAGCAUUAGUAAAGAUGUGGUCAAUAUAUGUUGAUGAUUUCAUUCCUGUGCUGUUUUUAACUACCCUGGUAGGUUGACUUAUAAACGGAACUAGGUUGCAGGCACUGGUUACAUUUUGAAGCUUUUUCUUGAGUGGGCAGCUUGAUGAAAGCCAGUCAAUAUUUAAAUCACCCAGAAAAGAUACCUCUUUGUUGAUAUCACAUACAUUAUCAAGCAUUUCACACAUGUUAUCCAGAUACUGACUGUUAGCACUUGGUGGUCUAUAGCAGCUUCCCACCAGAAUGGGCUUUAGGUGAUGCAGAUGAACCUGUAGCCACAUUACUUCAACAGUAUUUAACAUGAGAUCUUCUGUAAUCUUUACAGGAAUGUGGUUCUGAAUAUAAACAGCAACACCUCCACCAUUGGUAUUUCUAUAUUUUCUGUAAAUGUUAUAACCUUGUAUUGCUAACACUGUAUCAUCAAAGGUAUUAUAUAAGUGAGUUUCAGAGAUAGAAUAUGAAUGUCAUCUGUUACUAGCAAAUUAUUGAUUUCAUGAACCUUGUUUCUUAAGCUACAUAUGUAAACAUGGGCUAUUUUGAGCACUUUUCUUCUGGGAUGCUUACUUGUUGCCUUGAUUACACACACACAAAAGGAACAGUCCACAAACACAAAGUAACAAACAUAAAUCUAUGGCUCCCAUCAGAGCAACAGCUUACAUCGUUUGCUUGAUGGGUCAAGCAACAUAGAAACGACAACUGAACACACGAGAAACAGAAAACAUAGAAUGAACACACCCUGGCUCAACAUAAUGAGUCCCCGAGCCAGGGUGUGACAGUUUUCAUUGCUUUACUGGGAAGCUUAAAAUCAAAUCAAAUGUAUUGGUCACAUACACAUGGUUAGCAGAUGUUAUUGCGAGUGUAGCGAAAUGCUUGUGAUUCUAGUUUCGACAGUGCAGCAAUAUCUAGCAAGUAAUAUCUAACAGUUCCACAACAAAUACCUAAUACACACAAAUCUAAGUAAAGAAAUGGAAUAAGAAUAUGUAAAUAUAUGGAUGAGCAAUGUCAUUGUCAGAGCGGCAUAGGCUAAGAUGCAAUAGAUAGUAUAGAAUGCAGUAUAUACAUAUGAGAUGGGUCAUGCAAGAUAUGUAAACAUUAUUAAAGUGGAAUUAUUAAAGUGACUAGUGUUCCAUUUAUUAAAGUGGCCAGUAAUUUUCAAGUCUGUAUGUAGGCAGCAGCCUCUCUGUGCUAGUGAUGGCUUUUUAACAGUCUGAUGGCCUUGAGAUAGAACCUGUUUUUCAAUCUCUCGGUCCCAGCUUUGAUGCACCUGUACUGACCUCGCCUUCUGGAUGAUAGCGGGGUGAACAGGCAGUAGCUCGGGUGGUAGUUGUCCUUGAUCAUCUUUUUGGCCUUCCUUUGACAUCGGGUGCUGUAGGUUUCCUGGAGGGCGGGUAGUUUGUCCCCGGUGAUGCGUUGUGCAGACCGCACCACCCUCUGGAGAGCCCUGCGGUUGUGGGCGGUGCAGUUGCCGUACCAGGCGGUGAUACAGCCCGACAGGAUGCUCUCAAUUGUGCAUCUGUAAAAGUUUGUGAGGGUUUUAGGUGACAGGCCAAAUUUCUUCAGCCUCCUGAGGUUGAAGAGACGCUGUUGCGCCUCCUUCACCACGCUAUCUGUGUGGGUGGACCAUUUCAGUUUGUCAGUGAUAUGUACGCCGAGGAACCUAAAACGUUCCACCUUCUCCACUGCUGUCCCGUCGAUGUGGAUAGGGGGGUACUCCCUCUGCUGUUUCCUGAAGUCCACGAUCAGAAGUUAAUUUGCUCAUGUUAUUUAUGUUUGUGCAGGGUGAGCUGCACACAGUGGACUUCCUCCUAGGGCACACGGCCUCAGUGUUAACAGUAUAAAUCAGGUUCAUAGGCACGUGAUUACUGUUUACAAUAGAUGUAGGAUCAGCAGAGGCAUUCAGGGCAGUUAGAAGGACAUAAAUUAGGUUACUUACAUUGUGUCUACCAACGCCCCUGGUGUAAUGUACAUUUACUGAAGCUCUAUGGCAACUCUGCGUCACAAUGGUAGGGAUUAGCUGAGCUGGGCUUGGGUCAUUGAUAAGUCAUUGUCUCAACGCAGCCUUAUAAUGCUGUGAAAGGAUCCAGGAACCCAAAUGAUUUGGGUGGAUUCCAUCCUCAUUAUAAAACGUGUUUUGUUUCCAAAAGGUAUCAAAAUUGUCAACAAAAGUUACACCCAUUGAGCUGCAAUAAUCACAUAGCCAGCUAGAGAAGGAAUCCUGCUAAAGCGUUCAAUGCCACGAUUCAGAGAGGGCACAGGGCCAGAUAUGAUGGGUAUUUUGUUAGCAGAGAGUCAAUCAGCUCUUUAAAAUCCAGUUUCAGCUGUUCAGAGCUGGCCUUCAUGAUGUCAUUAAAACCCACAUGUCCUGAUGUAGUACAUUCGGGAGCAGCUUAGUAAUGUCUUUUACUCAAACUCCGGGAUAGGACAUUGUUUUUGCACCAGGAACGGUCACAUUUCUAAUUACCCAUGACUGUAUUUGUUAGUGACAGAGACAUGGUUGUUGGCUUCCUUCAUUUUCAGUCCUGUGGCCUUCACUAAGUGAAAAUGAUUUAUUUGUAUGUCUUUCUCACUGUAUAUUUUUUCUAGAAUAUAAAUGCAAUGCUACAAACAAAGCAAUGCAGAUAAAAUAACAAAACCGGUACAAAUUAACUAAGAACAAAAUAUUACAUUUAUAAUAAUAAUUUGCAAAAAUGUUUUCUCUCUUGCUUCAGAGAAUGUGCUUUGAUUUGGUUGCUUUUAAUGUCGCAUUCUACUUGGAAUAUUCACAAAUACAGUAAGUGAACUGCUACUGUGUUUUAUGUAGCAUUUUUUACGGUAAUGUCCAAAAUACAUCUAAUAUUACCUGUCCAUUGAAUCUCAGUCCACAAUGUAAUUUACGGUAAUCUACUGUAUUCAGUUUAUACAGUAUGAAUGAAGUCUGUUGAUUAUACUGUAAUUUACCAUGACAAUUACAGUGUAGGAAACAGGUUCCAGUGUGUCUGCUGAACAGUUGAUAUAAACAGUACUUUUUAAAACUUUCUUUCAUUUCAUAGUUUGUGUUUGUUGUUUAUAUUGUGUUUCAGUUGAAUUAUAACUUCGUUUUAUAAUGUACAAUUACUAGAUACUAAAAUAUCUCGCUUUCUCUCUCUGCUCUCUCUCUCUCUCACACUCUAUCUCUCUAUCUCUCUCUUUUUUCCUCUCUCUCUCUCAGGACCACCUCAACCAACGUGUCUAACAUAGUGAGACAGUGGAACACCAAGAUGAAUGGCUACCUGGGAGAGAGCGAGAGGGUGACCACCAACGGGACACAGGUUAUUGGGUGAGUCAUGGCAGGGAGUGUGUGUGUGUGUGUGUGUGUGUGUGUGUGUGUGUGUGUGUGUGUGUGUGUGUGUGUGUGUGUGUGUGUGUGUGUGUGUGUGUGUGUGUGUGUGUGUGUGUGUGUGUGUGUCAUAGAUUGUCAGGUCAGAUGCAGAGCAGGGAUGCAUGUGUUUGUAUCUGUGUGUGUUUGUAUCUGGUGUGCGUACAUGUUUUUGAUGCAUCGUCAGGUCAGAGACAGAGAACGGAUGAGGGUGUGUGUGUGUGUGUGUGUGUGUGAGAGAGAGUGUUAGUGUGAGACUUGAGUGUGUUUGUUUGUGUUUGUGUGUGCGUGCCUGCGAGCCUGCAAGGUCAGAUUCAGAUUAGGUAUGACUCUGUUGACAUUUACUUAGCCAAGGCUUUUGUCAGUUUCAAUAAAGUUGUAUUACAUUUUACAAAGCCAUUUAUCGAAUUACCUUCAAAUGAAAUUGACAGGAGUGACUUUGUUAGUCUGAUAAUCUCUCUCCCUCCUUCCUCCUCUUUCUCCCUCUCCUUCCCUCCUACUCUCUCCUUUCUUCCCCCACCUCUACCUAUAACCCUCUCUUUCCCUAUCCUUUCUCUCUCUCCUCUAACUUCUCCCUCUCCCUCUCUUCCCCUCUCUCCCCCUUCCUCCCUCACUCCCUGGUCCCCUCCACUCUCUUCCCCUACUCCAGCAGCAGUACUAAGGUUUGAUAUAGCUUUGAUAUGACUGACAGUUGAUAUGUAUUGUAAUGUCCUGAACUGUAUCUUUCUCUCUCUGUGCAGCAGUAGGAAGCGUGUCCAGCAGCAAAAGGGUGUUCUAGUGGGCAGCAGUAGUUUCUCUAAGUCGGCCCGUCAGAAGUGGCAGACUCUAGAGAGGAGGAUCCUAGACAUUGUCAUGCAGAGGAUGACCAUCACCAACGUAGAGGCCGACAUGGACCGACUCAUCAAGGUACUGUGAUGAGGUCACUUCCUUUGCACUUUAGUCAGACUUCCUCUUCACUUUUAGUGCAUUGUGAUGCAGUUACAACUCAUUAUUAAUGACUUCAUUCACUUACCAGUUUACUUACUUAAAAAAUGCAUUGUUCCUUCCUGUCUGUUAAUGAUCGAGCUAACAUGUUUUUUUCUCUCUUGUGUGUGUGAGACAGAAGCGAGAGGAGCUGUCUGUGCAGCAGGAGGCGCUGUUGCGUAAAAGGCAGGUGCUUAUGGCUGAGGGGGAGGGGCCUGACGGGGAGGACCGCCUAGUCCAGGAAAUGAACGAGGACAUUGAGGUUCUGAAUGCAAACAUCGACUACAUCAACGACAGCCUAUCAGACUGCCAGGCCACCAUCGUUCAUAUAGAGGAGACCAAGGUGAGAACACACGCACACACAUUAGUGUAAAAUGUCCUAGUUCUGGUGUACGGAGCUCCGUGCAGACUACUGAAGCCUGGGUGUUUCCUGCAGGAUGAGCUGGACUCAGUGGACACCUCAGUGGUCAUCAGCUCCUGCUCUCUGGCUGAGGCCCGACACCUCCUGGACCACUUCCUCAAGGCCUCCAUCGACAAGGUAACUAACAUGGGCCACGACCCAGGACCAUCUGGUGGCUACAGUAGUUCAUAGGUUAUAGUCCAGAUAUAUCAUAACACAGACACAGUUCACAACUUGGAGAUAGUCCCUAUCAGGUCCUCAUCAGUUUACAAUUAUUUUAGCAAAUGUUGUGCAAAUGGACACCCGUUUCAGGGAGGGUUGGCCAGUAGUUAAUCUCUUGUGAAAAGUAAACUGAGAGAAUCUGUCGGGACUGAAUGGGAUGAGUAGGAUAGUUUGGUUUUUCGUCACUGGUUAUUUGGACAAAUCACUAUUUCACAGGUGUUAGCAUCUUUUUAAUUUGAAGGGGAGGGGACAUUCGGCCCGUAACUUGCAAAGAGAGAGGGGUGGAGCUCCUCAUUCCGGUUCCGCUCCUCGUUCUAGUAUUUCCUGAUUUAUUCUCUUAACAUGUAUGGACCCAGAACUUAAUCGAGCAGCUGACCAAUUACGUGAGACUUUAGUUCUGGGUUAACCGAGAUUAGCCAGAUGUAGUUGAUAGCUGUAUAGUUGAUAAAUGGUUGAAAUAGGUCUCCCUCUGCUGGUCUUUCCAGGGACUGCAGGAAGCUCAGAUCACUUGUAGGAAUGGUGUUAGUAACUAUAUUGUGUGUGUGUGUGUAUGCGUGUGCCUGUUUGUGUGUGUAUGUGUGUAGGGUUUACAGGUGGCUCAGAAGGAGUCUCAGAUCCGUCUGUUGGAGGGCCAGCUGAGACAGACAGAUAUGAUUGGCUCUGCUCAUAACCACAUCAUCCUGGACGCGCUGAGAGAGAAGGCUGAGUGUAUCCCCGAGCUGCAGGCACUCAUCCACAACGUACAGCAGGGUGAGGACACCCACCCACCCACACUCACUCACUCACUCACUCACUCACUCACUCACUCACUCACUCACUCACUCACUCACUCACUCACUCACUCACUCUCUCUCUUACUCACUCACUGUUUCUUCAUGUUUCGAUGUCUGUGUUCACAGAGAAUGGUUAUGUCAGCACUGACGAGGAGCCUUCAGAGUUUAGCCAGGCCUCUGAUGGCAGGUGAGACUACAUGAUCCACUUCUGGGUCCUCAUUUAUAACCAUUGCGUAAAUUUAACACUAAAUAUCUGUGUGCGUCAUUUCUGUAAAUUAUUGAGAUUUAUAAACUUUGUGUACACCAUAUAUACGCAUAUUUCCCAUUAUAAAUCAGACCUGUCGUAAAACAGUGCACACGUGAACAAGCAUCAUAAUUCCGCUUGAAAACGCCCAUAAUUCACCUUUUAUGGUGACAUAAACGCCCUUAUUUGCUGUAUACUUUGGAAGUAUUGGAAUUAGGCCAAGACAGGAUCUAAAGGAAAUAGCAAUGUUGAACUUUAUCAAAUUGCUUAUUUUGCAGUGACAUUUGCUGAAUCUGACCGUUUCAAAUAGUUGUAGACCUGUAAACAGAUCGUUUGAAUGCAAUAAUGUUUGCAUUAACUAUCCCGAACCUAAAUAUGUUGCACUGCUAGCGAACUCUGGUGUAAUAUAUUCUCCAUUUGCACAAGGCUACUACUUUUGCCUUCUUGCAAUACUUCAACCACUAGAAACAAUGCAUACGCAUGGUCUAAAGUUUGCGGGAGGAACUUGCACAUUGUCAAGUUAAAUUCAGUUCUUAUAAAUUCGAACUUUUGCGUGUGAACUGGUGCACGCAUGUUCUGGAGGAUAUUUAGUGCAUUGCCAACAUUUAUAAAACAAGGCCCCUAAACCUCACACCAAAUACUCAUCAUCACCCUUUUUGUGUGUGUUUACAUUUCUUGUUCUCUCUCUCUCUUCAGUGUGUCUCAGAUGAAGUCUUCAGCUAGUCAGGAUGACUUUAAGCUGAAGGUUCAGGUAGGUGAACAUGUGUUUCAGGUGUAGGCUACAUGGUGUCUGUCUCCUCGCCUCAGCAUUUCUUUCUUGAAUUUAUUUCAGUAUUCUGGAUGUUACUGACUUGUAUGACAUGUUUGUUAUGAGGAAUCCUCACUGGAAACAGUUACAGCGCCGGAGUUGAUUCUGUUGUCUAAACAAAGUAGAGGUUGUAGUUGUACUCAGCUGCCAGGAGAUGGCAGCCUCUGCACAUGAGUAAUUAUGGCUGUGAUAGUUGCCUUCACAGAACCCCAAGAUAACUAAACUACUCUUUCCCAAGCAGUGGAGGCUGCAGAUGGGAGGACGGCUCAUAAUAAUGGCUGGAACGGAGCGAGUGGAAUGGCAUCAAACAUGGAAACCGCGUGUUUGAUGUAUUUGAUACCGUUCCACUUAUACCGCUCCAGCCAUUACCACGAGCCCGUCCUCCCAAAUUAAGGUUCCACCAUCCACUUAUGAUCCAAAGGUAUAGUCUGUUCUAUUGAAUGCGUAAUUUGACAUCUUUCUUCCUACUCUUUCUGCCCCUCCUCCUCUCCUCUUCCCAGACUGAGCCCCGUCUGUCAGCCCAGAUGAAAGCGGUAUCGGCAGAGUACCUUGGUCCCGUGUUAGACCCGUCCACUAAGAACAUCACCAAGUCCCUGGCCUCCCUAACAGACAUCCAGGAGAACGGGGCCAGUAUGAGUGGCCUGAGCCUCACUCUCCCCAUCUUUAGAGACAGGGUGUCAAGGACCAUCAGCCUGCCUGUCCGGGGACACACCUUGUGAGUCUUAGGCUAUGGUGCACUGUUCCUUAAAGGGAGUUCCAAUAUGGUAGAUGGUGGCUUCAGAACAGCACCACUUGUUAACCAUCUAGGGAAUCUAUUUCUAUGGUCGCAGUAAUUGCCAAUGCUAAUGCUAGCUUGCUAUGGCUAUGGAUGGUGGUGUCACAUGCUAAUUCUAACAAUCUGCUACUGUAUGCUAAUGGUUAUUUUCUCUCUAUCGCUCUCACUCUCUUUCGCUCUGUGUGUGUGUGUGUAUCAGUCCCAGGCAGUCUCGGGGGGGUGACACCUCCCCUCUAACAAGGAGGAAGUCUUAUGACCGAGGCCAGUCUUACAGGUAGCUAACUCUCUCCCCCAACUAAUCACUAAUCAAUACAUUGUUUAGUUGAAUCUCCCUCCACAAUCCCUUUACCAAUGUUCCUGCAUUAUUGUAUUCCUUUUUAAUUAUGUAAAGUGUGUUGUGACACGUGAAAUGCACAUUAAAUUAAUCUGACUUGACCAAUCAAUCAAUCAAUCAAUCAAUCUGUUGAAUAUGAUACACAAACCCAAUGACUGGAAAACAAGCUGUUCUCAUCAUCUCCCGCAUCUCUCCAUCCACCCUCCUCCCCUCUCCCCCGCACCCUUCUCACCUAUCGCGCUCUCACAGAAAUGCUGAUGGGUAUACUCCCCCAUCCUCCCCCCCUCUCAGAACCAGAAAUGACCGCAAUGUCUUUUCAAGGCUCACCAGCAACCAGAGCCAAGGCUCUGCACUGGACAAGUAAGUACACACACACACACACUGUCACCUCGAAACACCUCAAUAAAGGGAAUAGGUUGCCAUUUGGAACUCACUGUAACAGAAAACUAAAUGAUACUGUAAUUUGGGGUAUUAUCAACAGUGAAAUACUUAAAAUGUAUAGGGGACAGACUGGAGUGGCAGCAAGUCUUAAACCUUAAAUGGUUGAGCAUUUUACCAUGUCCUUUUGGUCUGUAGUCACUGCCAGUUUGGAAGCCUUUGUCUAUAAGUGCAAGUGAUAUAAAACACCAAAUAUUAAUUAAUAUACUGUAAUGUGUAAACACUUUACCUAGCAGCCAACCUGCUUGCACCAAUCCCUUGUAAUUACAGUAAAAUACUGUGAAAUACAAACUUCUCCCCUUAAUAAAUGUAAUUCAUCCAUUCAUUCAUUCAUUCAUUCAUUCUGAUUACGGUAGCAUUUACUUUUUUACAGUAUAAUACAGUAAAUGUUAUGGUAUUGUACACAGUACUUGCUUUGAUACCGUAUUUAUAUUACAUUAGGUGUGCUGUAAUAUGAAAUAGAGAAUUUUACUUGGCACUGAGCUGCCUGUAAGUUACUGUCAAAUUCCCGGCAACCCCUUUACAGUGUAGUGUUCCAUUCUUUUUCCAAUCAAUUCUAAUUCUCAACCCUGAAAAUGGCGGCAGUUAAUUCUCAGCCUCUAAAUUGUUUGUUUAAUUUAUAAUCUUUAUUAGGUUGUUGUGUUUAUUGAUCAGGUGUAGUAAGUUGUGGGUAAUAAGACUGUGUGUUUCCGUAUGUGCGUGUGUGUGCGUGCGUGCCUUUGUGUGUGUACUAGGGUGGUUGGUCUAUGGCUGCCUGAUAAUGCCUGUGGAUUCUCAUGAUCUAAACCAGUAGUUCAAUGAGCACAGAUUAACUUGUUAGCGUCCUCUCUGGGAUGUGUCAGCAGGCAGCCAUUUUGUUCUGAUUGAGUUGAGGGUGGUGGAUAGGGGGAUGGGAUAGGAUACAGUUGGGGGCUUGUGACUGCACCAUUAGGGGCAUAUUUCAGAAAUGUGUUACAUGACAUGGGUUAUUGUUAGAUAAUUGGUUUGAUAAUUGGUUUGAUGACUCCCGAGUGGCACAGUGGUCUAAGGCACUGCAUCGCAGUGCUAGCUGUGCCACUAGAGAUCCUGGUUCGAAUCCAGGCUCUGUCGUAGCCGGCCGCGACCGGGAGACCCAUGGGGUGGCGCACAAUUGGCCCAGCGUCGUCCAGGGUAGGGGAGGGAAUGGCCGGCAGGGAUGUAGUGCAUGGCGUUUGCAACGCCAGGGUUGUGGGUUCGAUUCCCACGAGGGGCCAGCUUGAAAAAAAAAUUAUAUAGAUAAUGUGGAUAAGAGCGUCUGCUAAAUGACUAAAAAUGUAAAAAUGUGAAUGUUUGCUGAGACUGGGAGGUUGAUCGAAUUUGGCCCACAUUGUGUUUGACAGUAGAGGAUGAGGUGUAUAGGCAGAGAUGGGGCUGGGAAGUUGGGUUUAUCAUGAGAUAUAGUUACAGCUCAUUGUUUUUCUAUGUUUUAUGAUGUUUAGCAUGGUUUUGACAUCAACAUGUUUUUGGAACAGUUUUACAUCCAUCUUGUAUGCUUUGACAAGAAUCAAUCCAAGUUAUUAUGUUUCUUUGCACACUGAGUGAUUUCACUUUGCUUUGGAGUUCACUUUGCUUUAGGUUUACUUUGCUUUGGGUUUACUUUGCUUUGGGUUUACUUUGCUUUAGGGUUACUUUGCUUUAGGUUUACUUUGCUUUAGGUUUACUUUGCUUUGGGUUUACUUUGCUUUGGGUUUACUUUGCUUUAGGGUUACUUUGCUUUAGGUUUACUUUGCUUUAGGUUUACUUUGCUUUGGGUUUACUUUGCUUUAGGUUUACUUUGCUUUGGGUUUACUUUGCUUUAGGGUUACUUUGCUUUAGGUUUACUUUGCUUUAGGUUUACUUUGCUUUGGGUUACUUUGCUUGGGUUUACUUUGCUUUAGGGUUACUUGCUUUAGGUUUACUUUGCUUUAGGUUUACUUUGCUUUGGGUUUACUUUGCUUUAGGUUUACUUUGCUUUGGGUUUACUUUGCUUUGGGUUUACUUUGCUUUAGGUUUACUUAUGUUUAUCCAUUUAUCCAACUUCCUCUUCUCAUAUCUUAUUGCACCACUGAUAUCUUGUUCUGGGAAUAUUCCUCAUUUGAGACAUCCCUGACACUGAGAAGAAAGCUGCUGAUCUGCUCCUGUCCCCACAAAACAAUGACAUCUGUAUAGUCUGGUACAAAACAUCCAUAUGGUUUAGUAGUUUCUGCAAAAACAAACAGGUCUGUUUAACAGCUGGACAGAAUUCUCCAGAAUCGGAAUAGUUGUAGUCUGAUUUCAAACCCAUCACACACACACCUUCUUAAAAUCAUUUCUCAGAGAUGGAAGGAUGCCGACGUUGCAAACAGCCUGAUUUCAUAUGGAGUACAAUUGCACAUUUGCACACUUACAAAAGCCAUGAAUCAAUAUGCUGGCCACUAAUAACCAUACCCCAUAAACCUCAUACAGUAUUAAAAAUCAAAUACUAUGGCUGAAUUUAUGGAGGUUUUGUUAUGUUGCCUUCCAACAGCUUUGCUCCCUACAGACAUUCUUCAUUUCCAACUGACAUUACAAAGCCUUCUCUCUCACAGUAACAAUCCUGUGAAGUGAACAAUAAAAUAUUUAUAUGAUGCGUCCAAAUGGCACCAUAUUCCCUUUAUAGUGCACUACUUUUGACCAGAAAGGGAAUAGGGUGCCAUUUGGGACCAUAGUGUAAAACUGGCCUUUUAUUGCAGUGUUUUCCCUAGUUUACAACUCCGGGAAUAGGCGGUACGCCAGAACAGAUCUUUCCCACAGAGACAGCUAACUAAGAGUGGUGGGUUCUCCUGUGACGUCCAGUCUGAUUGACAACCCUGUCCUCCAAUCAACUGCCUUCUCCCUGCUGAUAACCCAAUCCCCUCUCCCUGGCCCGCCCCAUCCUCCUCCUUUACUUCCUGGUUAUUGGGAAACCCCACCCCCAAUCCCAGUAACCCCUCCCUCUCUAAUUGCACUUCUGUUUUAUCCCUUACUGUACUGUAGGUAUCCCUUCCUUCUUUAAUCCAGACCCAAACUGCUAAACCCUCCUAUUGUAAACCCUCCCGCCAUGGACUAGUCUGAGUGCCAUGCCAUCUCUACUACUUUAUGUCUUGUCACAUGCUGAAACAGGCUGUCACUCAGGCAAGCCAUAGUCUAGGAGGCAAAUCUCUGUAUUGCCUAACCCUAACCUGCAUCUUUACCUUACCAGUAUAACCCUUCCUCCUCUAGCCAUAGCGCUCAACUUGCUCCUAACUGCCCUUGCUCCUAAUUUCCUCUCCUCUUCUGCUCCCAAACCUGCUCCUACUUCUUUUAACUUUGCUCCUAACCUCCUUUCCUCUCCUCUCCUGCUCCUAACCGUAACCUUGCUCCUGUUCUGUCUUCAGGUCGGAUGACAGCGACUCCUCUCUCUCGGAGGUGCUCAGGUAG